Messenger RNA from Schistocerca cancellata (South American locust), 3433 nucleotides. RefSeq names its product excitatory amino acid transporter 1 (gene Eaat1). Gene Ontology annotation, molecular function: neutral L-amino acid transmembrane transporter activity; glutamate:sodium symporter activity; L-glutamate transmembrane transporter activity. Gene Ontology annotation, cellular component: plasma membrane. The transcript has 9 exons. Gene Ontology annotation, biological process: L-glutamate transmembrane transport. The coding region runs from base 37 to 1602 and encodes 521 amino acids. The record is from RefSeq and is a predicted model, not a curated record. NCBI's taxonomy places the organism in Eukaryota, Metazoa, Arthropoda, Insecta, Orthoptera, Acrididae.
GUCGCGGCCGCGCCACCGCAAGCACAGCCUGCAGCCAUGGACAACGCCGACGCGCUCACAGAGGCGAGCCCCCUGUCCGCCGACAAGCAACCGCGCCCUCGGCCGUCCAGCCAGUUCGCCAUGCCGCCCCGGGCGCUCCGCAGCCACAUCAUCGCCUUUCUCAAGAGCAACCUGCUCACCAUCUUCACCGUCAUCGGCGUCUUCUCGGGCGUCGCCUUCGGCGUCAUCCUCAGGCAUUCCCGCUCCGAGAAAUGGACUCCCAGGGAGAUCAUGUACGUCUCCUUCGUGGGAGACAUCUUCCUGCAGAUGCUGAAGUCGCUCAUCCUGCCGCUCAUCAUGUCGUCCAUCAUCACCGCCAUCGGGACGCUGGAUCUCAGCCUGUCGGGCAAGAUAGGCGCGCGUGCCAUCGCCUACUACUUCACGACGACCGUAUCGGCUGUGAUCCUCGGCAUGAUUCUGUCGUCCGCCAUCCACCCGGGCAGGGGCGACACGUCUGAGAUCGCGCGCUCUGGCAGCUCCCGCAACGUCACCACCGUCGACACCCUCAUGGAUCUCAUAAGAAACAUGUUCCCUCCAAAUCUGGUGCAGGCAGCUAUUGCACAGACGCAAACAGCUCUCAUCCCUCCCACUGAAGAAGAACUUGCCAUUGCAGCCAGUUCAGGUCGAAACUUGACGUUGUAUGACUGGAAAAUAACAAAGAAGUCUGAAGAACAACCAAAUCUUAUGGGUCUCGUUGUGUUCUCUGUUGUUAUGGGAAUAACUCUUAGCAGGAUGGGCGACUCAGGAAAACCCCUUCUUGACUUCUUCUGUUCCUUGGGGGCUGCCAUGAUGAUCAUAACAAACUGGGUUAUCUGGAUCUCACCGAUUGGUGUAUUUUUCUUGAUUGCUGGAAAACUAUUGGAAAUGGAAAGCUUUGAAGUUAUUGUUGGGCAGUUGGGAAUGUACUUCAUGACUGUCAUGCUUGGGCUGUUUAUCCAUGGUUUCAUUAUCUUGCCAAUUUACUACACUAUUGCUACUAGGAAGCUGCCUUUCCGAUUUAUUGCAAACCUUAGCCAGGCAUUGUUCACCGCAUUUGGUACUGCUUCAAGCAAUGCAACGCUUCCUGUAUCCAUGCGGUUACUGGAGACGAAGAACGAUGUUGAUACUAGAGUGUCUCGUUUCGUUAUGCCGAUUGGAGCAACAAUAAACAUGGAUGGAACGGCCCUUUAUGAAGCAGUUGCUGCCAUUUUUAUUUCGCAAGUUCGAAACGUUGGACUCAGUCUUGGCCAGCUAAUUGCAGUGAGCAUAACAGCAACAGCAGCUAGUAUUGGUGCAGCAGGAAUUCCACAAGCUGGUCUGGUUACUAUGGUAAUGGUUCUUGACACAGUUGGUUUACCUCCAGAAGAUGUGACACUUAUCAUAGCUGUCGACUGGCUGCUGGAUCGCUUCCGUACAACCAUAAAUGUUUUGGGAGAUUCACUUGGAGCUGGAAUUGUGAACCACUUGAGCAAAAGGGAACUUGAGAAAAUGGCAAUGCCAGCAAUACUUGAUGCUGACAAACUUGAUUCACAGAAUGGAAAAAUCAGCCCAGAAGAGGUUGAGUGGCAUACAACAGCCAUGUGAUAGACUAUAACUAGAUAACUUGAAUAUUUCAACCAGUCUUCCUUCAUUCAUCAUUAAAUAUUUCUUUAUUUACAUUGGUUACUUACUCAUUAAUUUAUUAUCAGCAGAUCAGUAUUAUUAUUGAUUCAUUAUGAGCUCUUUCAAUAACUUACAGAUCUGUUGAUAGGAGAGUGUUAACUUUCUAAUUCAUCUUUAUUUUUACACAACCACACAAUAAGUUCAAAUUUGAAACUUCAUAUUUGUUCUCCCCAGCUAUGAGCUAUGUUCAUUACACAGAUACUGUUGCAAUAUAUUUAAAUGGACAAAAUUAAAGUUGAUACUAAAACAGAAAUUAUGUGGAAACACUUCACUAUAUUCAUAACUGGAUUAUUUCAGUUUCCUGGACAAAAUUGCAGUAUGUCCAGCAUUUCCUUCUCUUAUAUAGCGAUCUAAGUGUGCCUUAAACUGUAUCUGAUUUUAAGAUUUUUGUCCUAAUAGUUGAACAGGGCUUAAACAGCCAUGGUAUCCUGUACAAUUACUAUCAUUCCAUGCUUGUGCUGUUAGAUUUUUAAUUCCCUUUCACAAACACAAUUUUUCAUAUACUUGUAUUUUUCUUGUCUUUCUUUUGGAAACUACAUUAAUAUAGGGCAUGCUCCUCGAGUAAUAAUGGUAAUUAAAAAUAAUAUUAGAAUGAAGUUGUUGUUCUGUGAAAAUUAACAGGGUACAUAGGUGAUAAAUUAUUAGCAGUAGAAAGUUUUUGGCAUAAUUGCAGCUACAAUAUAAUACACAUUAUUAUGUAGUAUGUCAUCCAAACAGUAUGAUAAAUAUGGUAUCUGUAAAAUUACUUCAUUCAGAUAGAAAGAAGAAUGUAAAGUGGUACUUGCUCCAGAUCUCAGUCAUUAAAUCAAAAAUUUUUUAUUUGCACUUUAUGCUUCAUUACCAUAUCACCUUACUGGUAAAAUAGAUGGCUAUGAGCAACUGCACACACUUUGUUACUCAUUAUAUUUACUGAGGAUACUGAAAGUGAUUGCAGUAAAAGGUUUUGCGAAUACCAGUCACAGUAAUGUAUGGUGAAAUUAAAGAAUUUUCAUUAAGUUCAAAUCACUUUUAUCAUAAAUAGCAAACAAGUAGUUUCAUAAUAAUGUAAAUUUCUUUUCUAUCUUUGUAAUGCUUGUAAGUGAAUCAGAAUUGCCUGCCUUUCAGGGUGAAAAAUAAUGUCACAAGAAGCCAUGAGAGAUGAACAAACUCUCAGCAGAGUCAACUUGUGACACCAGUAACUUCUGUUCACCAAAGGAAAAGACGUUUUCUGUGUAUAAGCUCUGAAAUGAGGAAAAAGGAGAAAAUAAGUUAUUUGUCAAUGGACAUCUAUGUUACAAAAGCAUUACUUUAAUAUAUAUUUGAAAGCCAGUAAUUUUUUGUGGAAUGUUUGCUUGUAUCUUGUACUGCUGAGCAAAUUCCAAACUGAUGACACAUUGAUGUAUUAUACACUUCAAGUUCAUAAUACCAGGGAAUAGCAUUUAUGUCUCAGAUAAUGUAUAGUGACUAUAUAAUGAGGAUUUAAAUUGUAGUUUUCUUAUGGAGUCAGCUUUUGCUCUUGUAAUUCACUUAAAUGUAACAGUUAUGUAAAUAAGUGUGUUUCUUAGCUUGAGUAAAUUGGGAAGACUAAAGCUUUAAACAUCACGCGUCUUGAACAUAUUCACAAAUGUAACAUCAGUAGCAACUAUGGACUUCUUAGCAAGGCCUCAUACCAUGUAUGUUGUUUCUUUUAUUGUGACAUGUGAGAUUUUAUUAAUAAAUUCCCAUUUUUGUAUGGAAGUUAACUUUUUUAAAUAAAUAUGUAUUUGUGUUUAUA